Messenger RNA from Magallana angulata, 7696 nucleotides. RefSeq lists its product as uncharacterized. The transcript is spliced from 11 exons. NCBI's taxonomy places the organism in Eukaryota, Metazoa, Mollusca, Bivalvia, Ostreida, Ostreidae. Gene Ontology annotation, cellular component: extracellular region. The record is from RefSeq and is a predicted model, not a curated record. Bases 149 to 7399 code for a protein of 2416 amino acids. Gene Ontology annotation, molecular function: chitin binding.
ACCUAUUCCAUCAAUGGACCUACCUCAGUGGGAAAGCCGCUUAUCUCAUGUAUCAACUUACAUCUACCAGGGCUGCAAAUCGAGAAUUUCUAGUAAAAUGAAUAAUGGAACUUUAUUCUGUUUUGGAUUAUUUUCGUUGCUGUAAGCCAUGGCAUUGCCUAUGUUACAAGUUGGUGCGGUGUUGACGAAUUUAGUUUGUACGAAAGUGCCGAUUUUAGCUCGUCCACAUUGCUACAGAGAUAAUGCGGACCGAUAUCCCCAUAAAUUCAAAUGUUGCCCGUAUAACUACGUUUUCGUGAAUUAUGAUCGGAUUUGCUCCUGUGUGCCGAAGAAAUAUGCACAAACGUUACGAAACGAACAGCGGUAUCGUCAACAAAAAUAUAAUAGUCCAGCAUACCAGAAAACGGGGUAUCGUCGUGUGAGUAACUUUGGAUCUCAAAGAAGUAAAAACUACGGUUAUGCAACAAAAUCAUCAACGAAACAGUCUAGGUACAGACAAACUCCGUCCCUUAACGCAAGGAGAAAGGGGAGUUAUCCGGAGCCGUCAGAGUCAAUAUCAAACAGUGUUAAAGUGACUUCUAUCAAGAGAAGAUACAAACAAAAUUCUAAUCCAGUCAAAUUCAAAUCUAUUCGAAGAAAGACCACAUCAAAUUCAUUAAAAAGGACACAGCAUGUGCCUACCAACACGAAAUCUAGGCGAAAUAAUCUUAGACAACGACCAAGAAAGGAUUUCACAAACAUGCGCAUAAACAGUGUGAAAAUACCAAAGAAAACUGUUUCAAAGGUACCACAAAAACGCGUGCAAGUGAAAACACAAAUUCUUUCACCUGCGAAAGUUCAUGAUAGACAAACAAAACCGAAAUCGGACAAUUCGGAUAAAAAGUUAAUUCGUAAUGUUGGAUCUUCAAUUGUUGCAACAAACCAACGUAAAGGAAGUCGGGUGAAACAUAUAUCACCACCCAAGAGAACAAGUGCCUCGUUUGUAAAGAAUGCUAAAUCUACAAAAAAGAACUUGCCGUCUGAAUUCAGACAGAGACAAUACAAAGAAAAUGUUUCGAAAAUUAAAAAUAUAAAGAACGAUGUUAUAAACCAUGUAACACAGACUUUGAUCUCAGACACGAAGACGUCUCAAAACAGUGGAAAUAUACCAAUAUACUACUUGAACUAUAAUUUGAAGAAUGGAAUUGUUGUUCAAAUGCCAGUCAUUUAUGAAUACCAUGUAGUAUUACCUCAAGGAAUAGACAGGGCGAUUCCCAUGCCUGGCAACAAGGGCUACCUCGUUCCCAUCUCCAUUUAUGUAGCGACUUCCGGUCGUUUCGUCUUCAACCCCGUUAUCCUUCGUCGUCAUCCUUCCCUACUUUCCCAUAUCCGUCUUGCAAGACAGCGUGGCAUUUCAAUUAAACCUAUUCCUCUUAGACAAGACACAAUUCAAAGUAAUGAACUUUCUACAUAUCUGAAUGCUCGUUCUCAUCAAUUUGACGAUAUUUUAAUUGACCAUCCAGUUCCUGUUGAUCCACUUCAUGACGUAGUUCCCUUAGAAGCACAAGAUCACGCCCCGCAAUCACAUUUUAUAGGCGUGAAUCACCGACAUAUCGAUAACAAUGUUCAACGUCAAAACAACGGAGUAGUUUUUGGCUUUGACAAUACUCAGAACCAACCUCAACAUUUUACACAUAGCAGAGUAGUAAAGCAUUCAAAAGAUAAAACCUCGCAACCUUUUGAAAAUAUCAACACGUUCUUUGACAAUGCUACUUUGAACGGACUUCCAAAUAGAAACUCCAUCGACCCUAAACUCCAGAGCUUACGAGUUCUGUCCAACAAAGACUUUGUGGAUAAAAGCAGUAGAAUAAAGCAAACUUUCAAUCCUAAUUGGAUACCGAAUUUAGAUUUAUUUCAAAUGUUGACAAAUGGCCAAAGACUCAAUGAAAAUCAUCCGACACAUAUACAAUCAAAACAAAACAUACAGAAAACGUUCAAAAACCAUUAUGUGGAUCUUCAUAAUAUCAUAUCAAAUAUACCGUUAGACUCUCAUUUCGAUUUAAAGACAGAUAUUCUUGGUAGACCUAUUCCAGACAUCCCUGGCCCAUUAUCAUUGAGAAGACAAUCACAAGGCAAAAACCACCGUUUACACUUUUCAGGUACCCACAAAGGCCCUGUCGGCUUUCCAUCAAACAAUUCACCCCCGAGAAGAGCUGAAAUCAUGUUGCCUGAAACUUUACAUUUGGUCAAUACAGGUAUACCUCAAAUUUCUGAAAGCUCAGUCCCUCUUGCAUCCAGUGGUUUUGCAGACGUGAAUGUAGCAAAAUCUUUCAUCACUAAAUUAGCUGAACAGCGUAUGUCAAAGCGUAAUCCUACUGAAACAAUUAGUGUCAUUCAAAAAGAUCCCUUUUUAACUAAACAAAACAAGAUGACCCUAAAGUUUCAAGGACCAGAAACACAAAAUUUGAACCAUCAACUAUCAAAUCCGUUAGCAGGAAUAGCUGGAUCAACAAAUUCAAUGACACCUAUAGAGACAACUUUGCACACUGGAAAGGGAACAGGAAACAUUGUUGUACAAACAGAGACGGGAAAAAAUGCAACCACACUCGCAAAAACAAUCACACACAUUGGGAAAAUCAAUGCAAACAUAAAGGGCAGUUCUAAUAUGAUCGGAAACAAUAUAGGUGCAUUUGAAAUACCCAUUGUGCAAACCAAAACAAGAAACACAAAGUUACAAAAUAUGUUGAUUGGGAAUGUUGCUAAAGUAUUAGAUCCCUUAUCAGUGCUAAGAAACAAUCAAAAGACACUAAAGACAACAAAUGGAUUAACUGGAACCAAUACAAAGAAACUUAUACAAACUAUGAUUAAUGGACAGGCUAGCAAUCUACCAAAUUCUUUACAUGGAAUGGAAAACCCUGCCCUGAUGAACUCAUUGCUUGGGGGAUCUGCGAAUAACUUAACAAAUUUAAAAUCAAAUUUGCUUGGACAAACUGGUGUUAUAACAAAUCCCAUUGCCGGGGUCGAACACACUGCCUCAAAUAUAAAUCCAUUGAUAGGAGGACAUGCAAGAAGCUCGACCAAUAUACAAACGGGUUUGCACGUACAAAAUGGAACUCUACCAAAUUCACUAGCCGGUGUGAAAAACACUGCCUUAGAUGUCAAUUCUUUGUCAGGAAAACUUGCUUCAAGCUCAUCCAAUUUACAAACUUCACUAGGACAUACUGGGACUAUACCAAAUCCACUGUCCGGACUCGAACACUCAGCUUUAAACCUCAAUGUUUUGACAGGAAGACCUACAACAAGCUCAUCUAGUUUACAGGCUAAUCUUAUGGGACAGACUGGAGGUAAACCAAAUCCAUUAUCCAGGGUCGAAAACGCUGCAUUAAAUCUUAAUGUUUUGACGGGGAAACCUACAACAAGCUCUUCCGGUUUACUGGCAAAUCUUAAGGGACAAGUUGUAGGUGUACCAAAUCCAUUAUCCAGGGUCGAAAACGCUGCUUUAAAUCUCAAUGUUUUGACGGGAAGACCUACAACAAGCUCUUCCGGUUUACUAGCAAGUAUUCAAGGAAUGAUUGGAAGUAAACCAAAUCCACUAUCCGGGAUCGAUAACGCUGCUUUAAAUCAUAAGGUUUUGACGGGAAAACCUACAACAAACUCAUCUGGUUUACUGGCAAGUAUUCAAGGAAUGAUUGGAAGUAAACCAAAUCUACUAUCCGGGAUCGAAAACACUGUCUUAGAUAUGAAUUCAUUAAUGGGAGGUCCUGCAAUAAGCACAUCAAGUUUACAAACAAAUUUGCAAGGACAAACAGGAAGUAUACCAAACCCUUCAGCAGGAAUGGCAAAAACAGAUGUUAAACUCGAUGCAUUGAUGGGAAGAUCUCCAGCAGGCUCAACUGCAUUACAAACAAAUCUGCAAGGUCUGACUAGUAGCAUACCAAACCCUUUCUCAGGAACGGAAAACACUGCUAUAAAACUCAAUUUAUUGAAAGAAGGUUCCUCGUCAAAUUACAAGAAUUCACAAACAAACCUGCAAGGACGUAUAGGACAUAUACCGAAUCCUUUAGUCGGGGCGAAUAACCCUACUGUAAACUUGAAUACAUUGGUAGGAAGACUUCAAGUUCCCUCAACAAAUUUACAAACAAAUGUGCAUGGAAAAAUGGGUCAUUCACCAAAUCCUAUGGCUGGAAUUAAAGCAACCACGGCAAUUGAUCUCAAUCAACUUAAAGGAUUGCCAACGUCUAGCGCAGCAAAUUCAGUAGGAAAGACUGAUCAUUUACCAAAUUCUGUAUCAGGGAUUGAAACUCCUGCCGUAAAGUUCAAUACACUAUUUGACAUACCUGCAUCAAACUCAAUGAAACUACAAACGAAUUUGCAAAGACUGAUAGGUUCCAUACCAAAUCCGUUAGCAGGUACAGCAAAAACAGUAGCAAAUGUCAAUGCUUUACUAGGCUCACCAAAAUCCCAAACAAAUGUGCAAGGCCAAAGCGGUCCUAUUUCAAACCCUAAGGCAAUCCACGAUCACACUGCUGUCAAACACGACCAAGGGAUGAGAAGUCCAGCUGAGACCUCAGUGAAAUUACAACUAGAUUUACAAACACAGAGCAAUGGUAUACCUAAUACUGUAUCGAAUAUUAAAAAUGCUGCAGUAACAAUGAACAGAUUUCAUGUAACACAUCAGCCUGUAGCAAGCUCAACAAAACUAAUAAAACAAAUUGGUAAUUUACCGAAUCCUAUGACGGGAAUGGGAAAAACAGCAGUAAAACUCAGAAAUUCAAACAGGAAACCCGAAACAAGUACAGGCACGAUGCACAAGUUACAAAGACAAACAAAUAAUCCACCGAAUCCGUUGUCAGAAUUCGGUAACACCGCACCAAAAUCUGAAACAUUGAUUGGAAUCGGACAACCAGCAUUAAAUUCGGUACACUUAGAAUUGAAUUCUCCAAGACACACUGGAAACGUACAAAAUCUUCUUUCAGGAAUGGGAAAUAACGCGGUUGUACUCGAAAAUCCCAUAGGACAAUCUGAAAUAGGAAUAACAAAUACGUUUGAACAAUUAAAUGGACACGCCAGAGUUAUUCCCCCUCAAUCUGCCUCAGUUGGUAGGAUAAAUUCAGGACUGACUGACAACUCUUUAAGGAAUAGAAUGUUUUUGCGAGAGAACGUUAACAUGCCUAUUCAGUCAAACAAAUUCAAGAAGAUUCCAUUCAAUCCACGAUUGCUUGCGAAACAAAACCCUUUUACAUACAGGACAUUUUUCAACUUAUCUCCAAAUGGUCCUAACACCAGAUCAAGCUCGGACAGGAAUGGUGUAAUUGGAAUCAUUAAUGGUAAUACCAAGAUUUAUCCGAUCCCAAUAUUCCCAGGCGCCAUCAAUACUAAGAUGGGAGAACCAGUCUUUCAGACGGGCAAUGGCUUUGAUAUAUUUAGUGGACAAGAAUUCAGCCCAUUUAUUGACCCAACUACCAAUCUUCCUGUCGGUUUUACAGUCAAGAAAUUCAAUAAUGAAGUUGGUGGAGUUGUUGAUCUGCUACAAAAAGAUAAACCAAUGGCGUCGGAUGGAAGGAAAACAAUCAAUGUUAGGGCAAAACAACCCAAAAAAGAAAAUGGGGUCAUCCGAUUUUUGCAAAAUGAUGCUGUGAUCAAAGAAAUUGUCACUGUACUUCGAAGAAAAAAGAAAACACUGGGACCAAAUAAGAAUGAGUUAUUCAUUCCGCCAGAAAUUAUCGGCGAAAAAAGUCGGAACGAUAUUGUAAUGUAUUUAGAAGAUGUGAAAUCUUCGAAAAGUCUUUCUCGGAAACCAAGCAACGAUAGCGUGCCAAAAGACUUAGUAAAACUACUAAAAAAUCCAGUUUUUGUUCGAUACAUCGAUAAUAAAACACAAGAAACAACACCAAACACGGUAGAUCUUUCUGAUCCCCGCAAACUUGGUCUGAUCUUUGACAGAAUUAGCGGUUCAAGAAAACCCACUGCAAUAGAAACAAAAACUAACAUGACUUCGGAUAUCUCAUUCACCAAAAGUAAUACGAAAGUGUUGAAUUCCAAAUCUAAGGAAUCGAUGGUGUUCCUGACCGCAAAAACAGUCCCCCCACUGAUACAAAAGCCGGAUGCCGAGGUGUUGUUCCCGGCUGAUCCGGUCAUUACUCUUCCUCCUGUACCUGUCCUGAAAUUCGACAGCAUUGAGCUGAACCACCAGAAACCACUCAAAAUGAACCUCACAAAAGAUUUGUGUCAAGGCUGCAUUAUAGACGGAGGUCUGGGAUAUGCCAACCAUCCAAGUAGCUGUGAACGAUUUAUCGUCUGCUACCCCGGAGAGGGCGGGAAACUGGUCCCUAUAGAACAACAAUGUCCUCAUGGAUUAUUCUGGAGCCAAAAAGCUCUGACUUGUCGUCUGCCGAAAGAUGUUCUGUGCCCGUAUGAUAUAUGUCUGAGGAAGAAGGGAAAGCAUCAAUAUCCCCAUGAAGAGAAUUGCCUGUCUUAUUGGGAGUGUCAAGAGGGAUACUCUGUCCCCAAAUGUUGUCCCUCCGGGACAUCGUUCAAGGAGGGGCAGGGCUGUGUCAGUAACGAUGGGUCAUGUAAGAGCAGGUGCCCGCUCGGUGACAGUGAAAUACAGCCAGUGUUUUGGCAAGGAAAUUUUGUUACAUCUUUAUUGGGAGAAUGUGACAGACGUGCAGUUCCUGGAAGUCGAAACAAAUAUGAACGACACGUCUAUUACCAGUCACACGCUGGGGUGGCGGGGCGGAUCCAGCAGGAGUGGAUGCUUCAGGAGUGUUCACCGGGGACCGAGUUCCACCCGGAAGUGUGUGACUGUCGAGUAUCAGGGGACCCAGCAGCUCUAAACAAAAUAAAGCACGUAUGUUCACCGGAUGUGUAUCUCCCAUUUACACACAACCUAAAAGACGAAUCUUCAUCUCGGACGCAUGUCCGUGCUGACAACGUUUCCCUGGCAACCAGCGGUUCGGCGUGUUUCAUUGGUCGGUCAGCGCUGGCUAUGCCAAAAUUCGCCAACAUGGAGUUAGGUUCAUACCUUUACGUGAAGCUGACAUACCGACAUAUGUCGUCAAGUCCAAAGAACGAGGUCUUAGUAUACAACGGGGACUGUGAGAGGAAGCCGUCUUUGAUUCUGGGCAGCACAGCUGACGGGAACUUUGUUUCCGUGGUAACGACCUCCGGAGAGCAGCACACACUACACGUGAAGUCCUCGGUGCCAGCCUCGGAAUGGAGAACGGUCUCCCUCGUCAUAGAUAAUGGUCACAUCCGGGUCACGUCUGACUCGCAGACGGAACAAAAGAACACAUUUGGUGUGUUGGAGCGUGCGCCGUGCGGACUGAAGCUCGGAUGGGGCGAGGGGUAUGAGAACUUCAAUGGCUGCAUCGAUGAGUUCACACUGUACAGAUGUAGACCUGACGGACCUCUCGUAUAGAAAACAUUUUCCUGUGGACGCCAAUGCAUGGAAAACAGAAUUUUUCAUCUCCAAAAUGACUUUUUACGUUAAUUCUCUUUCAGCUGUACAUGUCAACCUGCCAUUUUUUUUUCAUUGUAAAUAUCCAUAUGAUUUAUAUUUGAGCCAGCGAUGCAUCAUAGUGCUUGGUUCUUAAACCUUUAAGGAGGCGAGGGUGGCCAUUGGGUAUUUUAUAAUCAUAUUUCAACUCUGUAAAUGUACCUCACUAAUUGCAAUUCACAUUGGCAUGAUACGCUGGCAUCAUCCAGAACAUCUCAG